AUGGGCUCCAUCAAUUUCCCGGCAGAGGAAGAGCGCAUGCUAAACCACUGGGACGACACAAAUGCCUUCCACCAGCAACUCGAGUUGUCAAAAGACGACCCUCCCUAUGUGUUCUAUGACGGGCCGCCUUUCGCUACAGGGACGCCCCAUUAUGGCCAUCUCCUCGCCUCCACCAUCAAAGACAUCAUCCCGCGGUACUGGAGCAUGAAUGGUCGGUAUGUGGAGAGGCGCUUUGGCUGGGACACUCACGGCGUGCCGAUUGAGCAGAUUGUGGACAAGGAGCUGCAGGAGGAGCUGGGCGUGCGAGGGAGAGCGGCGGUGGAAAAGGUCGGCAUCAAAGAGUACAACAGACGGUGUCGCGAGAAGGUGCUUACUUACGCUGGGGAAUGGCGGAAAGUCAUUGGGCGGUUAGGCCGCUGGAUCGACUUCGACCGCGAUUACAAGACCAUGGAUCCCAGCUUCAUGGAGACCUGCUGGUGGGUGUUUGCACAAUUGCAUAAGAAGGGCAUGGUCUAUCACGGCGCGAGAGUGCUACCCUACAGCACGGCCUUGAACACUCCUCUGAGCAAGAGUGAAGCUACGGAGGAGUACAAGGAUGUACAGGAUCCCGCAGUCACAGUCUCAUUCCCGGUGCUGCCUCCUGAUCAGCAGCCAGAAGCUGUCAGGCAGAAGGUCGAGGAGGUCUUGAAGACAGUCGGCGGUAACCUGGAUUUCGUCGCAUGGACCACGACACCCUGGACAUUACCCAGCAACAUCGCCCUUUGCGCGCAUCCCGAUUACGAGUAUCUCAUCGUGCAUGACGUGGAGAGCGACAGGCGGUACCUCAUGGUCGAGGCCGGACUGCGGGUUCUCUACAAGGACCCCAAGAAGGCCAAGUACAAGAUCCUCAGCAAAUUAAAAGGCAAAGACAUUGCUGGCUGGAAGUACAAGCCCAUUUUCAACUACUUCGUCGAAUCGUUCAAAGACGUUGGCUACAGGGUGCUGCUAGACACCUACGUCAAGGACGACGAGGGCGUCGGCAUCGUACACCAAGCACCAGCAUUCGGUGAGGACGAUUAUAACAUCAGCUGGCGAGAAGGCAUCAUUGACUAUGACCGAUCACCACCCAACCCACUCAACGCCGGCGGCGAGUUCACCUCAGAAGUGCCGGACUUCGAAGGCCAACAUGUCAAGGCUGCCGACAAGAACAUCAUCAAGUUCUUGGAAGGUCAAGGACGAAUGGUGAGGAAGUCUCAGAUCACGCACAGAUAUCCACACUGCCCACGGUCGAAGACACCGCUCAUCCAACGAGCUGUGCCGUCAUGGUUCAUCAAGGUGGAGAGCAUUGUGCCUGAGAUGCUCAAGAACCUGGAGAAGACGCAUUGGGUUCCUCGACAGGUCGGCAUGGGUCGCUUCUAUCAGUGGAUCUCAGCAGCGAAAGACUGGAACGUGAGCCGGAACCGAUAUUGGGGCACUCCUCUUCCACUGUGGGUGUCAGAUGACAUGAAGGAGGUCGUCUGCGUGUCUUCAGUGGCCGAGCUGAAGCAGCUAUCUGGUUAUGAAGGCGAGAUCAAAGACCUCCACCCGGACAGCGUCGACCAGAUCACCAUACCAUCGAAGCAAGGCAAAGGUACGCUCCACCGGGUGCCUGAAGUCUUCGACUGCUGGUUCGAGAGCGGUAGCAUGCCGUACGCCUCAUCCCACUACCCAUUCUCAUACCCCGACUACGAUUCGUCACAACCUGAUUCCGGCAUGUCGCGGACAGAAGGACCCGGGAAAGCGCUCUUCUCAAAGUUCCCAGGCGACUUCAUUGCCGAAGGAUUGGAUCAGACACGAGGCUGGUUCUACACCUUGAGCGUACUGGGCACGCACCUCUUCAACACGUUCCCAUACCAGAAUUGUGUGGUCAACGGCAUCGUCCUUGCAGAAGACGGCAAGAAGAUGUCAAAGUCUCUCCGCAACUUCCCAGAUCCCAUGCUGGUAAUCGACCGGUACGGCUCCGACGCACUUCGCUUGUACCUCAUCGACUCACCAGUGGUCCGCGGUGAGCCACUCCGCUUCUCCGAGAUGGGCGUGAAGCAAAUCGUGUCUGGCGUGCUAUUACCGCUCUGGAACUCGUAUAACUUCUUCGCGCAACAAGCGGCGCUGCUGAAGAAGAACACUGGCUCAGAUUUCGUCUUCGAUCCCGAGAUGCAGAAGUCGAACGAGAACGUGAUGGACCGCUGGAUCCUGGCUGCUACACAGAGCUUGCUGCAGUACGUCAAUCAAGAGAUGGAGGGCUACAGGCUCUACACUGUGGUGCCAAGGCUGCUGAAGAUGGUCGACGACACAACAAACUGGUACAUUCGCUUCAAUCGCAACCGAUUAAAAGGCCAGACUGCCUCAGCAAAGCCUGCUACCAAUGGCGUGCAGAUGAAUGGCGCCAAGCCAGAAGCGGACGGUGACUCGGAAGAGGCUGUCGACACCCUUCACGCCCUGAACACGCUCUACGAAGUCCUCUACACCCUUGUCCGAGCCCUUGCCCCAUUCAUCCCUUUCCUCUCGGACAACAUCUUCCAGCGCUUAGCACCUCACCUGCCCGAGUCCAUCACAAAAGGCAAGGAUGUACGCAGCGUCCACUUCCUCCGCUUUCCCACCGUACGGCAAGAACUGUUCGACCCUGUCGUUGAGCGACGAGUGAGCCGCAUGCAGAAAGUCAUCGAGCUGGGUCGUCUAGCGCGAGAACGGCGAACACUCAGCUUGAAGACGCCGCUCAAGACGCUCAUUGUGCUGCACCAAGACCAGCAGUUCCUAGAAGACGUCAAGACUCUUGAACGCUACGUCACAGAAGAGCUCAACAUCCGCGACCUCGUCCUCACCACCGAAGAGAGCAAGUACGGCGUCGAGUACAGCGUGCAAGCGGAUGUGAAGAACUUAGGCAUGAAGUUCAAGAAGGACGCUGCCAGUAUCAAGAAAGCGUUGCCGAAGCUUUCAUCAGCAGACAUCCAUGCUUUCCUGGACACCGGCGCCAUCACAGUGGAAGGUCACCAACUGAGCGCCGAAGACCUCCGGGUCCAGCGCGGGCUGAAGCAGAGUCCAGAGACCGCCGACCUCGAAGUUGCUGUUGAAGGGGAAGUGAUGAUCCUACUCGACGCCUUUGCGUACCCUGAGCUCGCGCAGGAAGGCCUCGCAAGAGAAGUACUCAACCGUGUUCAGCGCCUUCGCAAACGCGCUGAUCUGGUACCGACGGACGACAUCAAGCUCGCCUACUCCGUCCUCUCACCUGCUACUGUCGACGGCGCCGAUGGGGCCGGAAAGGGCGAGAAAGGUGCUGUGAGUGAGGCUUCGCGAUUAGAGGCUGAGAGGCUGGUGGAGGAGAUGUUUGUGCAGCAGGCGGGGACUAUUACCAAGGCUGCGAGUUUGGGGGUUGUCAAGAUUGAGGAUGGCGGGGCUAAAGAGGAGGCUGUGGCGGAGGAAGAGGCGGAGGUUAAGGAUGUACGGUUGUUGUUGAGGUUGUUGAAGGUUUAG
Messenger RNA from Saxophila tyrrhenica, 3486 nucleotides. It is a transcript of the gene ILS1, whose product is annotated as isoleucine--tRNA ligase. The record is from RefSeq and is a predicted model, not a curated record. Gene Ontology annotation, molecular function: tRNA binding; ATP binding; isoleucine-tRNA ligase activity. The coding region runs from base 1 to 3486 and encodes 1161 amino acids. The transcript has a single exon. Gene Ontology annotation, biological process: isoleucyl-tRNA aminoacylation. NCBI's taxonomy places the organism in Eukaryota, Fungi, Ascomycota, Dothideomycetes, Mycosphaerellales, Extremaceae.